CAUUCUCAAGUCGUACAUUCAGGCUCCAUCGCUCUUCAAUUUAUUUACUGCGCGCCAAUUAUGGAACAAAAUCAAUUUAGCCGCUCACAGAACCAUUGAAACCAAUUAAUUUCCGAUUCCGUUUCGCCCACUUAGUUGAAGCUACGAGCGGUGUCAUGGAGCGAAUUUUGUUUUUUAUUUGUAUUUCUUCUCUGGUGGUCACUUUUCAUUUCACAACUGGUCGGAAGCUCAGUUUGAGGCAAGGACCAGAGGUAGUUACUACGGAAGGUGCCUUCCCCACAGCACAACUCAAAAACUGCACAAUGUGCCCCAGGCACUACAAGCCGGUAUGCGCUUCAAACGGCAACUGGUACCACAACCCCUGCUUCAUGGCUUGCGAGGUCGGCGACGACAGCAACGUCGGCAUAUUGUACGAAGGCGUAUGCAGACCCGAACACAUGCAAAACCGAAUCGAUGAAACAACAACGACGACGACGACGACAACGGUACCACCAAAAAUAAAGUGUGUGAAUUUAUGCCCGGGCUAUUACGAACCGGUAUGCGGAAAGAACCACAAAUGGUAUAAUAACGACUGCUUAAUGAAAUGCGAUAAUGUUGAACCUGCCCCUGAUAAUAAUGCUUGCUCAGUAUCUCUGCCUCCAUUGGAAUAUGAAGAACAUUACAGAACCAAUUGUACGAAUUGUACAAAGGUGUAUGACCCCGUGUGUAUGAGCAGUGGCAAGUGGUAUUAUAACACUUGUAUGAUGGAAUGUAUUCUUGGCACUUCUAAAAGGACGGAGACAAUUCUUUAUCAUGGAAAGUGUAUUAAGUUUCUGUAGCAGACUCCUUUGACAGGAGAUUUUGUAUUAACGGUCGAUGUGGAAGAUACUGAUAUAUAAACAUUUACUAUUUAUAAAAUUAAAUAAUUUUUCGCCACAGA
Molecule: messenger RNA, 919 nt
Organism: Cydia fagiglandana
Lineage: Eukaryota; Metazoa; Arthropoda; Insecta; Lepidoptera; Tortricidae
Product: serine protease inhibitor dipetalogastin-like
Exons: 3
Coding region: 156-818 (220 amino acids)
Molecular function (GO): protein binding
Source: RefSeq, a predicted model, not a curated record